AUGAUGCUGAUUGAAUCAUUAAUCUACCUUCACUUGGAUUACUGUAGUGUUGUUUACUUCAGCUUCUUGACAAAAGAACUGAGAAAUAAAAUUCAGUUAGCACAAAAUUCUUGUCUACGAUUUGUCUCUUGUACUGGUAUCAAAACAACAAUUAUCCAUCCAGCUACAGAAAAGCACAUCACAAAAUACUCCUCCCACAAUUGCUACAUAGUGGACGAAACCCCAGAAAUCUACAACAAAAUCGUUUUGCCUCAAAUAAUUCAAGACAAAUUCGACUUGCAGUGGGUCUACAACAUUCUAGAGCACAAAUCUGAAAGCGACAGGAUUUUGAUUGAAGACACUGAUCCAGUGGAUGGAUUUGUAGUUGUGCCCGAUCUAAAAUGGAAUGGGGAAAUUGAUACUUUGUAUUUUCUAGCUAUUUGUAAUCGGCGCGAUUUGAAAUCUUUGAGGGAUUUGACUGGAGAUCAUUUGGUUUUACUUAACAAUAUCAAAACAAAAACUCUUCAAGCUAUUGAAGCAAAAUAUAAACUAGACAGCUCUCAAUUGAGAAUCUACUUACAUUAUCAACCAUCAUUUUAUCAUUUACAUAUUCAUUUUACUUACAUUAAGCACGAAGCUCCAGGUAUUUUAGCUGAAAGAGCCCAUUUACUCACUAUUGUAAUUGGAAAUCUUCAACUAGCUUCUGAUUAUUACAAAAAAAUCACUAUUCCUUUUGUAGUAAGAGAAAACGACAAACUAUUUGCCAGACUUGAAAAAGAGGGCAUUUUAAAAUGUACAAAACAUGUAUUUUUCACAUCCACAGACGAUAGUUUUGGCAGCUUCAAGACUGAAUUACUCAAAAGCCAUUUGCCAAACAAUCCCUUGGCUAGGCCUUGUGAAAUUGCUAAGGAUUUAGCUUAUAUGAUUCAAUGUAAAAAUUGUUCCAGAAAUUUGGUUGACACAAAAAUUAAAUUUCAAAAAAUAUUACCAUUGCCUGACAAUCCAGAUUCAAGCGAUUGGUUUUGUCACGGCCAUAACUCAAAUGAUUUUUGUCUUGAGCCUCAAAAAAAUGACUUGUUUUAUGGUAAUUGUUUUGUGCAUUUGUACAAAAAUUGUUUGAGUAAUUUUCUAACUAAAAAUGAUGUGCUUGUGUGCAAGUUUUGCUUUAAUUGGCUGGGGGUUGUGGAACAAAGUGCCACAAAAUUGUGGUUUAAUACUGUCAAGUUUGUUGAUGAUGAAUUAGGGGUAGUUGAAUCAACUGGGCUGUCAGAUGUUUGUGUUUUGAUUAAAAAUUUGUUUAGGAAUCAACUAUUUAAUUCGCUGAAAACAAUUUUGAGGUUUAAGCUGGAUGAUGGCAAUGUAAACUAUUUGUUUUUGUGGGUAUUAGAGAAGCAAUUGAAAGUUGUUUUUAAUGAUGAGGAAAAGAAUGUUGCUAAGAUUUUGUUUAAGUUUUUUGAGGAUGAUAGUGAUGAGAUUUUUGUGCAGUGGCACAAUGAUUACAGGGUGGAGGUUACAGACAUUUCCAAAGUGAUGAUGGUUGAAAUUUUGAAGCAUUUGCACGAGAACAAUGGAGUGUUUCCUAAAGAGUUUUCGAUUUCGAAUGAUUUUUUAGUUUCGUAUUUGUUUAUGUAUGAUUAA
Molecule: messenger RNA, 1617 nt
Organism: Ceutorhynchus assimilis (cabbage seed weevil)
Lineage: Eukaryota; Metazoa; Arthropoda; Insecta; Coleoptera; Curculionidae
Source: the annotation of a GenBank genome assembly